AUGUUACAGUAUAUACAUGUGGUCUCGCUCUCACAGCAGAAAAUAUGUUUUUUUUUUGUUCUCCUUCUUCUUCCAGCAGCAUUCAUACCGAAAUCUCAUUACGACUUUGACAUUCUUCCUUCAUUUCUUUUUCUUUCAUUUCUUCUUUCUUUCUUUAUUUCAUUAUUUCUUUCUUUUCUUUUAUCUUUCUUCCUUUCAUUCCUUCUCUAUUUCGUUCUUCAUUUUUUAUUUAUCCUUUCAUUCCUUCGUUCCUUCGCCCCUUUCUUUCUUUCUUUUUUUCAUUCUUUCUUUCUUUCUUUCUUUCUUUCUUUCUUUCUUUCUUUCUUUCUUUCAUUCUUUCUUUCGUUCGUGGUAUGUAUGUAUGUAUGUAUGCAUCUAUCUAUCUAUCUAUCUAUCUAUCUAUCUAUCUAUCUAUAUAUAUAUAUAUUUAAAUCUAUCUAUCUAUCUAUCUCAGUCUGUUCAUAUGUAUACAUCUAUUUCAGUCUGUCCAUAUCUAUCUAUCUAUCUAUCUAUCUAUCUAUCUAUCUAUCUAUCUAUCUAUCUAUCUAUCUCAGUCUGUCUAUCUAUCUAUCUAUCUAUAUAUUUAAAUCUAUCUAUCUAUCUAUCUCAGUCUGUUCAUAUGUAUACAUCUAUUUCAGUCUGUCCAUAUCUAUCUAUCUAUCUAUCUAUCUAUCUAUCUAUCUAUCUAUCUAUCUAUCUAUCUCAGUCUGUCUAUCUAUCUAUCUAUCUAUAUAUUUAAAUCUAUCUAUCUAUCCCAGUCUGUUAUUUAAAUCUAUCUAUCUAUCUAUCUCAUCUAUCUAUGUAUCAUAUGUAUACAUCUAUCUCAGUCUGUCCAUCUAUCAUAUCAUAUCUAUCUAUCUAUCUAUCUAUACAUUUAAAAUCUAUCUAUCUAUCUAUCUCAUCUGUUAUCUACAUCUAUCUCAUCUGUUCAUAUGUAUACAUCUAUUUCAGUCUGUCCAUAUCUAUCUAUCUAUCUAUCUAUCUAUCUAUCUAUCUAUCUAUCUAUCUAUCUAUCUCAGUCUGUCUAUCUAUCUAUCUAUAUAUAUAUAUAUAUAUUUAAAUCUAUCUAUCUAUCUAUCUAUCUAUCUAUCUAUCUAUCUAUCUAUCUAUCUAUCUAUCUCAGUCUGUUCAUAUGUAUACAUCUAUUUCAGUCUGUCCAUAUCUAUCUAUCUAUCUAUCUAUCUAUCUAUCUAUCUCAGUCUGUCUAUCUAUCUAUCUAUCUAUAUAUUUAAAUCUAUCUAUAUAUCUAUCUCAGUCUGUUUAUAUGUAUACAUCUAUUUCAGUCUGUCCAUAUUUAUCUAUCUAUCUAUCUAUCUAUCUAUCUAUCUAUCUAUCUAUCUAUCUAUCUAUCUCACAAAUUAUCUCUUUCUCUCUUCUCUUUAUCAAUAUCUAUCUAUCUAUCUAUCUAUCUAUCUAUCUAUCUAUCUAUCUAUCUAUCUAUCUAUAUGA
Messenger RNA from Acanthosepion pharaonis, 1449 nucleotides. The record is from the annotation of a GenBank genome assembly. Lineage: Eukaryota; Metazoa; Mollusca; Cephalopoda; Sepiida; Sepiidae.